AGAACGUUUCGGGCAGAUCAGUUGGCGAGAGUGCGUCGGCCCGAACGGAACAACGAAAAUUCGAAUUUUUCAGAACUGAAACGGGAAAAUCGUGGGUGAAAGUGAAAAUAGACGCUAUAAAUACAUGUAUAUAUAGCGCAAAUCCCAGAUAUACAUACACAAACUUUAUUAAAAGGCGUGAUAGCGCAUAUGUGGAAUAGACAGUGAACACGCAUAGCAACUAACGCCCAGAGAAAGUGCGAAAAACGCUCAACUGAUCGCUAAGAAAAGUUUAGAAAGUGACUAAAAUCAAUCGCAAUGGCUGAUAUACCGGAAGCUAUCAAGAAGUGCGCGGCCAUGUUAAAAGGCACGAAAAGCGAUACCGAAAAGUUUGCUGCCCUCUUCAUGGUAACGAAGCUAGUAAAGGGCAAGGAUUGUACUGCAGCCGCUAAGAAGCUGCUCUUCGAAGCAAUCGGUUUCAAUUUUCUCAAAAAGCUGCUCAAUGGCAAAAAUCUGCCCGACGAUUGCCCACCUCUGGUCUAUAAGAGUGUAGCGCUUUCCAUACUCACCUGCUUCUGCCAAGAAGAAGAACUGGCCACACACAAGGAUAUGAUCGAAGCUAUACCCACAUUGCUGGAGAUUGUUGAAACCGCCGAUGACGAUGACUACGAAGACAAUUUGAUUGUUGUGAGCGAGUCGUACAGUUGCCUCAAAAGCAUUGCCACCUAUGAGCCCGGUCAGCAGGCGCUACUCACCAUAGGCGCAAUACCCAAAAUGUCACAAAUCUACUCAGCGCAAAGUUUCCAAACUGACGAGGCACUGCAUUUGAUUGUGUUGUUGGUGAACAAGUUUGGCACCGCCUCCUGGACCGACGAUCCAAAGCCCUUCCAUGCACUCGUUCAGCGCAUAGCCCUUGACAUGGAGACCGAAAACAGCGAUCGCAAAUACGAACUCUGUAGUAUACUGUCGUCCAUACUCAUCACGUGUCGUCGUGACGUCAUUGUGAACACACUCGAGGGUGAAAUCUGGCCCGAGAGUAUUUUCAAGGCCGUCGGUGACAUAUUGAAGGCCAAAAUCGGCCCUAAACAACGAGAGCCAGCCUUGCAUUUGAUUGCGACCACAUUGCAAGUUCUCGGUAUACAAUGGGCUUUCAUGGAUGACCAAAAGCAACUCUUCCUAUCCAUUCUCCAACUAGCUGCUAUUGAAGUUCGUAUGCAGAUGGACGAAAAAAAGCUGGAGACUACGUUUAAGCGGGCCGAUCUCAUCACUUGCUGCUUCGUAAUCCUCGAACUGUGCAUUGAGCACAUGGCCAACGAUCAAAUUGACUUGGAGCCCAAGGAAAAGCAAACUACUUACUCAGCACUAAAGGGCGCUUUCAACCAGGUAUUGGCCGUGCUGACACGCGUCUCCCAAGACAAGAUCAAGGAUAAUGGCAGUCCGCGCGACAAGGCCUUCAUCUGCGCUAUUGUGCGCAUUCUCUCCGCUUGGCUGGCACAAGAAACGACCGCUAUGCGCCCAGCAAUCUACAAGAUUCUCCCAUUCAUGUUCAAGGUAUGCAACGAGUCAUUCCAUGACUUGAAGGCUUGGCGCAAUGGAACACGCGAAGGCGAGCCACCCGUUGAUGUGCUGCGCGUCAUGUUACCGGCGCUUUGUCACUUGGCUGUUGAGGAUGACGCACGUAAAGUUCUCUUUUCCACUAAGCAAGAUGAAGUUCUCUUGGAGCAAAUCGAGUUCUACUUUACCAUUGCACACUACAAGCGUCCACCAAUACCACGCGCCGAGCGUCUGAAGCGCAUGAAUGAGCCAGACCCCGUGCCUACACCCAAACAGUUGGAAGAGAUGAAGGACGCACGCGCAGCUAUCGUUUCACUUUGCAACAUUUUAAUGAACUUGACUGUGCUGGAGCCAAAACUGGCCGAAGACUCACCACUCUUUGCCAACGUACUUAAGUUUGUUGUAGAGAAUCUUCCUGAACUGAAGGACACACCCGACAAUCUGGUCAUGCACGGACACCUUGCCGUGCUCGGCUUGCUGCUACUCAAACAGCAGGCCAAACGCGUUAAGCAGAAUGAUUUCUCCUUCUGCCGUUACAUUCAGGCCACAAUUCGUUUUCUCUGGGACGCCUACAACAUCGAUGAGUCGAAUGAUCCUACCGCUUUGGUGGUGUCCAUCGCUUACAAAGAACACUGGAUGGAGAUAACGGAAUUGUGGUUCCUCGGCAUGCAGACCAUAAGCGGCGUGCUCGCCUUAGUACCUUGGCUGUCGGAGUUCGCCAUCGAGUCAGGCUGGGCUGAGGGCAUCGUGCAAACCUUGAAGAAGGUCAAAAUUGGCACUCUGCCACCCAAUGUGAAGUCCGCCUACGAGGACUUACUUUCGCAAUUGGUCGAAGUGAACCCGUCAGUGGUGGCGGUGUUGAAGAAGGCCGAUGCUCUGCGUGUCUGCCGCAAUCACCGAAUGAUGGACUUGGGCAAGAAACUUUUCGGUGAUUAGAUAAAAUCAAUGACAGUUGACGCAUGGCGCAGCAUCCAGACGUUCACUUCACUUUAAUUAAAUGAACUGAAGGAAGUAGGGUUGAGAAUUUGUAACAGACAAAUAUUUUAGUAUAAGUAAAAUGAGGAACCAUUGUAAGAUUAAGAAACUUUUUUGAAAAGAAAAAAAGAAUGCUUUUUUUGUAUUUUUGGACUUUAUUUCGCAUAAACUGUAUUUGUAUUUACUGGUUUUUAUACAUAAUUUAAGCGAAAAUACGACUUUGUAAGGAGGAGAAACAACGAAAGCAAAAGAAUAAAAAUAAGAAAUAAAUAAAAAUAAAAAAACCAUUAAUAAAUUAA
Molecule: messenger RNA, 2807 nt
Organism: Rhagoletis zephyria (snowberry fruit fly)
Lineage: Eukaryota; Metazoa; Arthropoda; Insecta; Diptera; Tephritidae
Gene: Neurochondrin
Product: neurochondrin
Biological process (GO): neuron projection development; regulation of neuronal synaptic plasticity
Cellular component (GO): dendrite
Source: RefSeq, a predicted model, not a curated record